AUGACCGCGAAGCCAAAGUCGCUCGUCGUCACCCUCAAGCUUCCACAGAGUGCACUGACGACCUUUCCCCACGAGCCCAUCGCCGCUCCCGCGACUGAAUCAAAGCCUAGCUCACCACCAUCCGACGCGCCGUCCAUUACCGUCGACCCAAUGCCUGCCGACACAUCCGCCAACUCGCCCGCCGCCAUGAACGGAGCCAGCACGCCCUCGUCGCUCGCACCGCCCGUGCCAGAAGCGGAGAAGACCAAGGCCAAAAAGGGCCCCAAGCCAGGCUCCAAGCGCUCGUCUGCCGUCAUGGAGGGCUCCUCGGCCUCCACGCCCAAGCCGCCGCGUGGCAAGCCAGGCCCCAAGCGCAAGAAGAUGGGAGACAUGCUCAACGACCCCAACGAAAAAGGUCCAUUUGCCGCUCCUGCGCCCAUCAACAAGCUCGGCCCCAAGGCCAACAUGGGCAUCAUCAACCAAAACUUGCGCAAUCUGGACCGCACCGGCAAGAAGUGCAGGAGGUGGGAGAAACGUGGCUUCCAAGUACGCUCCUUCACUGGCGUCGUCUGGUCUGUACCAAGCUACCAGGCACCUCCACGCAACUCCACCUUCCUCGAGGAUGUCAAGAGCGACUCUGCCGGCUCCAGCGCCGACUCAAAGAUGAAGGAAGAGAGCAGUGCCAUUAGCGACAGCCUGCCCAAUGGAGAUGGCAACACACCAGUCCCGACUCCACUUGAUGGUCUUGCCAGUUCGCCUGCUCCUAUCCCUGCCGCUUGA
Molecule: messenger RNA, 759 nt
Organism: Plenodomus lingam JN3
Lineage: Eukaryota; Fungi; Ascomycota; Dothideomycetes; Pleosporales; Leptosphaeriaceae
Biological process (GO): chromatin remodeling
Cellular component (GO): Ino80 complex
Source: RefSeq, a predicted model, not a curated record